AUGCCCUAUAUUCAGGUUGAUGUGGCCCAAUCUGCAAAAUUCAACAAAACAAAAACAAAAACAUACAGCAAUGGGAGUUCCCCUAUGGUCUCCCAGCGGUAUAAACGAGGUCGAAAACAGAGGGCCAAUACCGCCGAAAGACGAGGGCCCGUCGAAAAUACACUCUGUCAGGAGUCCUGUUCGCAGUUUCUACAGUCUCGCCCUCAGUCAGGAGCUCCGUUCGCAGUUCUACAGUACCCUUCUUCAGUUCCAGUUCCAUCAGGUUCGGAGGUAGUCGACGCUAUCAACGCUCCACGCAGCCAAAAUCCUCGACGCCUAUUCCAAGAUACGUCUUUGACUAUGGCGCCACGACGCACUAUUAAAAAGGGCGAAGCCGGAGAACAAGAGGCAAAGGAGCGUCUAGCUGGCUUCCAGAGCAAGCCCCUCGACGAUACGGUCCCAGUGUCGGACAGAACUACCUACAAGCGCGGCUACGCCAUGUGGCUCUUCAAGGAAUACGUUCGCGACGUCCUACACCGCGAGCCGGACGAUACCUGGUUAUCCCUUUGCAGCUCUUCACCAGUAGAGGUAGCCUUGGCUCAGGAUACAUGUCGUGCCUUUCUCCAGACCUAUGUCUCCGACUCUUCGGUCUCCCGGGUUGCGUUGGGAGACCAAGAAUCCGAGGAGGUCCGACAGGUGAAUCGAGUAUCAAGCGUCCUGACAGUGUGGAGAGCUCUUGUGCAGGAAGGAGACGAAGCAGUCCUUGCCCCCAAAAGAAGAGAGAACAGGUGCGCCGCGAGGCAAUGGAGGCUCGUCAAUCCAAGUGGAAAACUGAUUUCAGGGCCCGUAUGGGAGGUUUCCAAUUGGAUUGUCCACGACCUUCCUUCGCUUACCGGUAUCUCUAACGAACUCAAGCGCCAAAAGCGGGCUGCGACUGCUCAGGAUAUAGUGGUCAUUAUGCAGGCUCUCCUGAAUCGAUAUCGAGAUAUCCUCUACUCUACGGCACAACUUAGCGACUUUGCCAUGAUCGUGCUCUAUAUGGCUAUUGGCGGAUUCCGGACUAACUGUCCUAGAAACCUGAAGUAUGCAGACGUCAGGAUAGGACUCGCCAACGUUGACGGGAAAACGAACGUAUUCGUACGAAUCCGAAUGCCAGAAAACAAACUGCGAGUGGCUUCCCUAAAGCCUGCGAGCCCCGGGCGCGAGUUUGCCGUGGCCAUUUUACCAUGCCGACUGGUCUGCCUUGCGAGUCACGUCAUUGGCCGCGCUCUAGUACGGCGUGCUUUCAGGGCCGGAUAUACGUCCUUUGAUCAAGUUUUGACCCGGCCCAGCCUUCGAGGUUGCAAAGUCCUUUUCCUUCCUUGGGCACAAGGCCUGGGCGAUCUCCCAUUCGUCGAUAUCAGCGGGUCGCAGUUCUACAGGAUAUGGUAUCGCUGCCGCGAAGUCGCCGGCAUGGAGGAUCCUCCGAUCCCCUACUCUAUGCGAGUCGGUUCCGGGGGCAAAAUUAUUGGAAUUCUCGGCGAGUUGCUUGGGAAUUGGAUGCUUAUGCACAAAUCGAAUACUCACCAGGAGUAUUAUUUCCCGGAUUACGUGUCUCAGAAUCUAGCGCGUGUCACGCUGGGCGUGCUCGCGCCUCCUGAAGAUGCCCUUUUCUCCCUUCUGUCGGACUUAUCAUCCACGGUGGAUCCCUUUGCCCCAUGCCACCUGAGUGAAGAAGAGUUUAAAAAGCUGCUUAAGAGACGAGAUGUCCAAGCUCUUCAGGACCAUAAGACAGGACAGCGCAACCUAUUAGAUCAGUUAUCCUACUUGGCUAUUCGAGAGAAGCGGGAGAAAUACUUUCGCAAUAUGGAAGAUGCACGGGCGCUGGGAGGCAAUAUUACCAUUACCGAGCCGCCGAUUUCGAACAGCGACGUCAUCGUUGAUGUAACCCCCGUUGAUGAAGAAGGCCGGGCUUCAUUUAUUGAGUUACUGGCUAGCUACUCCCGCCUUUUGAAGAGAAGCAAAAAGAAUGACUCUAACCGAAACGUUCCAGAUCUAUGUCCUCGGUCUAUCUGCGUCCUUUGCGAUCCGACUGGGAAGGCUUUAUCUUUCUCACAACAUUCAUCUCUUACUAGGCACUAUCGGAUCAUAUAUUUGCGGCAUGGUCACCUAGACGAAAUACGCGAAUGCCCAGUUCCUGGCUGCGGCUUGGCUAUUGACGCUGGCGUAUCUCCGUGUUACUGUCACUUAGAACGCCAGCACGGCAAAUACUAUACGCCCGCUGCUCAUCGACAUAUCGAACGUUCAAUCUGCGUCCUCUGCGAUCCGACUGGCCUUCCUGACUGCGGGUCAAAGAUUCAAGCUGGAAUACAACCAUUUUGCGAUCACUUGCAGCGCACGCAUGGGAAGCAUUACACGCCUCAUCUAUACAAUAAUGGGUUAAAGCAGCGUGAACAUCAUCGAUUGUAUAAGCGAGUUCAACCAACAUCCGAAUUUCAGAAAAAGAGCGCAGUUGCAAUUAGAGCAAAACGGAAAGCAGAUGAUGAUAUCGGGAGGCCCGACUUUGAUCUGCUCGAGCAAACGCUCCAGGACGAAAUCUUUACUGUAGAUUCGGAUAAAGACCCGGUUGCGAAGAAACGAAAGCAAAACGUAGUUGCAGAUUAUUAAAGAGUUCUAAGUUGGGCAACAGUUGAUAUGUUUAACAGCAUCAGAAUCAUUCGGCUCGUCAAUGAAUUUAG
Eremomyces bilateralis CBS 781.70 is the source of this 2696-nucleotide messenger RNA. RefSeq lists its product as uncharacterized. The record is from RefSeq and is a predicted model, not a curated record. NCBI's taxonomy places the organism in Eukaryota, Fungi, Ascomycota, Dothideomycetes, Eremomycetales, Eremomycetaceae. Bases 1 to 2625 code for a protein of 874 amino acids. The transcript is spliced from 6 exons.